AUGGAAGUUAUAGACAUUGCAACGCAAAUAUAUGAGUCUGAAGAGAAGUGGACAGCGCCUCCUCUGGGGGUGUUCAAGAUCAAUGUUGAUGGUGCAACGUUUGAAAAUGAAAGGAACUCAAGUGUGGGAGUUGUUAUAGGAGAUGCAACUGGUAUAGUUCAUGUUGCUUGCUAUAAAUAUCUUCAGGGACAGUACUCGGUGGAGGCAGGCGAAGCGCUAGCUAUGGAUUGUGGUCUAAUUCUUAUCAGAGAGCAAAAGCUACCUCAAAUCAUUUUGGAAUCUGAUGCCUUAACAGCUGUUAAUAGAGUCACAACAGCUAAAACAAAUGGCAGUCUUGGUCAUGUGUAUAAAGGAAUUCUUAAUUUGCUUUCUUCUUUUAGCAGCUGGAGAAUCAACCAUGUGAAAAAAGAAUACAACAGAGCAGCUCAUGAGCUUGCGCAGUAUGCAAGGCAGAAUGAAGUUUCUCAUGUCCUCCUAUGGUGUCUCACAUUAUCCAGGCAGAUUAGGAGUUCAUCGAUGGAUGAUAGAUAG
Quercus robur (English oak) is the source of this 531-nucleotide messenger RNA. RefSeq lists its product as uncharacterized. Lineage: Eukaryota; Viridiplantae; Streptophyta; Magnoliopsida; Fagales; Fagaceae. Bases 1 to 531 code for a protein of 176 amino acids. The transcript has 3 exons. Gene Ontology annotation, molecular function: RNA-DNA hybrid ribonuclease activity; nucleic acid binding. The record is from RefSeq and is a predicted model, not a curated record.